UCUAUUAUUAUGUGCAUUUUAAUUCUUAGUAUUAAUUUUUAGCAUUUAAUUACAGCCUCAUAAGUACAAAUAAAAACAGGACUUGCUAUUGUUGCCACCUAUUUUCUUUAAAGAUGACAAGCAGCAUCUUAUUUGUGUUAACACAAGUCAUCCACAUAACAAAGAUAGAUAAGAAAAGUGGCCAGGUGUGGUGGCUCAUGCCUCUGCUGGGACAGGGAACAGAGGGAUGCGGAGACCCUGAAGAUGCUUUUGGACAAUGGUCUGCGGUUAGGACAGUGGCAGGAGAUACCAUUCACUCAGGGUCUCCAGGACAAGAGAUCAGCCUGGCAGUUACAUGUGUUUCUUUUCAAACUCGUUGCCAGGUUGGACUGACCGAUGACAUCAGAGAUUCCGACCUUCCUGAUUGGAAGGACCGGACUCUGUGGGCACCUGGAAGUUCAGUUGGAUAACAGCAUCUUCUCAGAGCUGAUCUCCACUCCUGACUUCUCCCAGUCUCGAGAAUUGAUAACACACUCUUCGGGAUCCUACCAGUGCCCACGAGAAGGCCACGGACAGAACAGAGACUAGUUUCCGUGAGAGGGGAUAGAUUAUGGGAAACAUCAUGACCUGCUGUCUACCGCACCCCCAGGAUGAGCAGAGCCCCCAGCGGAGCACCUCGGGGUACCCCCUCCAGGAGGUGGUGGAUGAUAAAGUGUCGGGACCAUCAGCCCCUGGGGGAGAUCACAGCCCCCCAGGUAGGUCCUUUUGCCUGAAAAGGAAGAAGGAGUGGUCGGACGAAUCUGAGGAGUCGUCAGAGGAGCCACAGAAGGAACUCAAGCGACAGCGAGUGUUGCUCAUGCUCCCUGAGCACCACGAGGCCUUCAACAGGCUGCUCGGAGGCACACUUCUCCUCGCUGCCCUGCUGCUCCCACGGAAACCCUGUCCUGCUUCUCAUGCUGACAUCUGCUCUCUAAUCACAGAGGAUCCUGUCAUUAAAAGAUUCCUGGCUUGGGACAAAGAUCUGAGGGUGUCGGACAAGUACCUCUUGGCUAUGGUCAUAGCGUAUUUUAGGCGGGCCGGCCUCCUCUCCUGGCAAUACCAACGCAUUCAUUUCUUCCUGGCUCUCUACCUGGCCAAUGACAUGGAGGAGGACGACGAGGCCCCCAAACAAAACAUCUUCUACUUCCUGUACGGGAAGACCCGCUCUCACGUACCCUUGUUCCAUAAGCGUCGGUUCCAGUUACGCCAUUCCAUGACCGGGAGGGCCAGGGAGAACCGCUCUCAGAUAGCCUUGUUCCACAAGCUUCGGUUCCAGUUCUUCUGUUCCAUGCGCUGCAGGGCUUGGGUUUCCCCGGAGGAGUUGGAGGAGAUCCAGGCUUAUGACCCACAGCAUUGGGUGUGGGCGCGAGAUCGCGCUCGCCUUUCCUAGAGCUCCAGGGACCGUGGAGGCCUGAGGUCAUCGGCCUGAGAGAAGAACACUGGGCCCAGGGGAGAUGCGGAUUUUCAGCAGGAACUUUAUUCCAAUGCUAAUGGCAGACACCAGGAAGGAGGAGAGGAGCGAUGUGUGCAGAUCAUCUAGAAGAACCUGGACCGUUCUUGUUGGAGCUGAAUACAGUGAUCACGUUGUCCUCCUAGGAG
This is a messenger RNA of Symphalangus syndactylus (siamang), 1617 nucleotides long. RefSeq names its product speedy protein E12-like. Gene Ontology annotation, molecular function: protein kinase binding. Gene Ontology annotation, biological process: positive regulation of cyclin-dependent protein serine/threonine kinase activity. The record is from RefSeq and is a predicted model, not a curated record. NCBI's taxonomy places the organism in Eukaryota, Metazoa, Chordata, Mammalia, Primates, Hylobatidae.